This is a messenger RNA of Rotaria socialis, 978 nucleotides long. The record is from the annotation of a GenBank genome assembly. Lineage: Eukaryota; Metazoa; Rotifera; Eurotatoria; Philodinida; Philodinidae.
AUGGCCAACAUCGCUGACGAUGAAACUUGCCAAAUGGCAUCGGGUGUGCCAAAUAACGACACGAUGGAUCUUGAUGGGUUCAUCGAUUAUUGUCCACCGAAUGCAGACCGUGAAAUUGAAGUCGAGUAUGCACCAAUGGUUUCAAGGACGAUCUCAGUGGCAUAUCAUACUAAUGAAAUAACCGCCGAUUCUUGUUUAAUAGAAAGAUUUUUCUCCUGUUGCUCGGAUUCUGAUGAUUUUCAGGAGCAACCAGUGGCAGAGAGUGAGCCGGAGUUUUUAGUUGGUGACGAGAACAAUCUGAAGACCUAUCGUUUACACCUGGCAACUGUACCCGGAGAUAUGGCCAACCGUUUUACACUCGAGGAAAGCCAGCAGACACACAAAAAGUUAAUAGAUUUUGUUGUAGAUUUCUUGAAGUCAAUCAAAAUCAGUUGUCAAUUAUUAGACAACAUUAGUUUUUCACACACGGACAAAUGGGGAAUCGAGCUGUACGGUUGCCUUCUGGUGACGUGUACACGAAAAAUGAUUCAUGGAUUGGCUGCAUUAUUUGGCACAGCUUUGCGUCAGGAUGCCUUGGGAGUUUUUACGGACUUCACAAGCGAUAAUGAUCUACCACACAACGUAUUUCUCAUUAUGCGAUCGGAUUAUUUGUGUAUGCCUACCAACGAAGCUGUCGAUGUUGGCAAAUUUGUUCUGAGCGAUUUCCCUGAUUUAACGGCUCAGCGCGACAUUACCGGUAAACAUCUAGAACUUCAUGAUUAUUGCAAUGAGUACUCAAUAGUAAAAGAAACUAUUGUCAAUAUUUUGAACAAAGGCUCCUUGAAUAUUGGACCUUAUCAAGUUCAAAAAUCUGAACAAAAAAGUUUCCUUAUAGAACAAAGCGAUUACAGUCAAGCAAUCGAACAUGCUGAUCUCAAACCAUUUGAACUGAUUAUUCAAAUGUGUCAACUGCAUACAAACUCAUAUCGAAACAAUUAG